Molecule: messenger RNA, 4527 nt
Organism: Rubroshorea leprosula
Lineage: Eukaryota; Viridiplantae; Streptophyta; Magnoliopsida; Malvales; Dipterocarpaceae
Source: the annotation of a GenBank genome assembly
AAUUCUCUUUGGGUUUGCUAUCCUACCGUGCGGCUAAGCAUUUGAAAUCUGGUACACUUGAAGCCACAUUUUGCAGCCUUUUCAGACAACGAGUCUGAUUUGGAUAGCAGCAAGUGGAGAGCACGUUGUGGACCAGCCGGGAGAAAGGGAAGAAGGCAAGAGAGAAAUUCUGCAGAUUUUAGUACAGCGUAUGGUUUUGCAACUUUGUCCGACUUGGAUUGGGCUGAAAUUUUGUCUGGGAGUUCACAAGACAUUCAUCUACCUUUUGAAUGCACGAUCAUUUUUUGUGUCCAAGCAUGAUACCUGAGUUUGUCACCAGCCUCAUCCUCGCUCCUAUUAUAGAGACGUUGAUUUCCAAAUUGAUUUCACGUGCCUAUGGAUGGUGGAUAGCUUCGAGUUCGAGUUCACGUUUUGAUCCCGUAAUGGAGCUGACGAAACUUGAAGAUUCACUAAAGAUGAUCCAGUCUGUACUUAAAGAUGCAGAGGGAAAACAGGGAAGAGAAAGUGAUGACCCUAUAAGGCUCUGGCUACAAGAUCUCCAAAAGGUAGCUUAUGAUGCUGAGGAUGUACUUGAUGAGUGCGAUUAUGAGCAUCUUCAGUACCAGCUUAAGCCUCGAGGUGGGAAGAAGAACGGCGAUAAGAAAAAGAAAAGCAGUACCCCCAGCUUCACCAUUGGUUCUGAUAUAGGUGACAGAAUAAAGGAUAUCAAUGGGCGCUUUGAUAGAUUAAAAGAGCGCGUUUCUCUACUAAAUCUAAAGGCAUGCCAGCAAUGUCAUCCAACUGCUAGGCAAUUUACACCGACAGACUCCCUUCUUGAUUGUUCAGAAGUUUUUGGAAGGGGAGAUGAUAUUUCAGAAAUUGUUAGCAUGUUGGAUAACUUGAGGAAUAAACAUCCAAUCUCUGGUGUUUCAAUAGUUGGCAUGGGGGGCCUUGGAAAGACAAUAGUAGCAAGAUCAAUAUACGAGACGGCCAAGGAACGCUAUGAUCUAGUAGUUUGGGUUGGUGUAGUCCCAAGCAGCAUCAAUGUACUUGUUGAAGAUCUUGCAAAAAAAUUAGAGAAGAAAACUUUUCUUCUCAUUCUUGAUGACGUGUGGGACAAAGAUAAAUCCAAGUGGAUUGCUUUCAACAGUCGUCUCUCAGGAAUUUUGAGGACAAGGAGGAAUUCCAUUAUGGUGACAACUCGUGAUGAAGAGAGGGUUUUCGAACUAUCGGGACUAGAAUCAAUUUCUCCUAAUUUGAAAGAUAUUGAGGUAGAUAUUGCCAAAAAGUGUGGGGGCUUGCCAUUGAUAGCAGCUGUCAUCAGUGGAACAUUGAGCUCUGAAAUUCAAAAAAGUGCCUGGGAGGCUAUCAGAGAUAAUGAUGCAUGGAAUUUGGAUUCAAAAGAUGGAAAAUGGAUUUUAUCCAUACUGAAAAUCGGCUUUGAUCAUUUGCUUCCACCUUUGAAAAAAUGCUUCUCUUAUUGUUCAAUAUUUCCAAAGGACUUCCUCAUUGAAAAGGAUGAUUUAGUUCAGCUUUGGAUGGCUCAAGGAUUUCUUCACCAGCCUAACAAAAGCUCCAGCACAAUGGAAGAAAUUGGUGAUGCUUACUUUAACUAUUUGUUAUCUAAUUCCUUAUUUCAAGAUGUGAGAAGGAAUAAAUAUGGAGAUAUCAUAUCUUGCAAGAUGCACGAUGUAGUGCAUGAUCUGGCAUUGGCAGUUUCAAAAGAUGAAACUUUAAUCUGGAAGUUUGGUUGCAAGAUUGACAAAAAGGCUACUAUUCUACAUUUGAGAGUCAAGCAUGAUAGGAGUGGACUUCCAUACAUUCCAACUAAUCUUUGUCAAAGGUUGCGUUCUUUGUUCAUAGAAAAGGAGGCUGAUGUUUUCAAUAACGUGGCAUCUGAUUUCAAAAGUUUGCGAUCUUUAAAAUUAAUGCAAGCUAAGACGGAAGAGUUGUGUCCUGCUCUUGGUGAACUAAAGCAUUUGAGAUACUUUGACAUCUCGAAUAGCAAAAUUAAAGCACUACCAGGAUCUCUUUCCAAGCUCUACCAUUUGCAAACUCUUAGACUAAACCGGUGCUUUUCUAUUCUACAGAUGCCUGAUAAUAUGAUCAAUCUAGUGAGCUUGAGGCACAUUUAUUUUUCUAUUGAAAAGCAUGUGCCAAGGGGGCUUGGGCACCUAACUUCUCUUCAAACAUUACCUAUAUUUUUUGUAGGUAAAGAGAAGGGGAAUGGCAUUGAAGAACUGGGAAGCUUGACACAACUCAGAGGAGAAUUGAAGAUUCAGAACCUUGAACAAAUUGGAUCAAAAUCAGAAGCCACAAAAGCAAACCUAGGGGAAAAAACAAGAUUGCACCAUUUGAAACUACAAUGGAAUGAAUUGGAAAGAAACUGCAGCAACCAUGAGGAGGUUCUAGAAUGUUUUCAGCCUCACUCAAACUUGAAAGUGGAGUUGGAAUUAGGUGAUUGGCAUAAUUGUGGACACAUUCCUAGUCUGGGACUUUUGCCUGGUCUCAAGUCUCUUUAUAUUUAUAAUUUUAAAAAUGUAAAAAGAAUGGGUCAUAAGUUUGAUAGUCCAGGAGAAGUAGUAUCAAUCAAACUAUUCCCAGCUUUGAGACAACUCACCUUAGAAAACAUGGCAAUCUUAGAGGAAUGGGUUGAAGUCGAUGAUGAUGAUAUUGCAGCACGAGGCAAAGUUGAGAUUGUGUUUCCUUCCCUUGAAAGUUUGAUAAUUAAGGGUUGUCUUAAGUUGGAAACUUGGUUGAUGGGUGGAUUUUCAUCUCAUCAUAAGUUGUCUUCCUUGAAGAUCUACCACUGUGACAAUCUAAUGGCUAUCCCAAAUUUGGAUAGGCUCUCAUCUCUUAAAACUUUAGAGAUAGGCAGCUGUCAUACAUUAACUUGUCUGCCAAAUGGGUUAAGAUCCUGCAUUUCUCUCCAGAAGUUGAGAAUUUUUUAUUGCAAGGAUUUGACUUCCAUUCAGAGUAUAGCAUCUUCUCUUACAAGUUUAGAGCUAUGGUCUUGUGGUGCAUUAACAAGUCUACCAAGUGAACUAGGCUACUGUAUUUCUCUUCAGUAUUUGCGCAUUUCAAACUGCAUUAAUAUAAGGAGUAUUCCAGAGGAAUGCCUCUUCAACCUCACUAGCUUGAAGAAGUUACGGAUGGGUCCUUUCUACAAGGAAUUGGAGGAAUUCCCAGGACUCAGUUACAUUCAUCAACUGAGCUCCUCCCUUGAAGAUUUAUCAUUAAAGGGAUGGGAUAAACUGAAGUCUUUGCCAUGUCAACUUCAAGUUCUCACUACUCUGAGAAAAUUGGCUCUUAAAGAAUUUAAUGGAGUGGAAGUUUUUCCAAAGGGGUUGGGAAACCUCAAUUCUCUUCAACGACUUUCCAUCUCUUAUUGCAGAAAUCUAAAGCAUCUGUUUCCACUGCAAGCCCUAAAAUCCCUUUCUGAGUUAGAGAUAGGUCCUUUCAGCUCAGAGUUGGAGGAGUUCCCAGGUUUCAAUUGCAUCCAUCACCUUCAUGCUUCCUUGAAAUGUUUAUCUUUGAGAGGAUGGGAUAAAGUAAAGUUUCUGCCAAAGGAGUUGGGAAACCUCACUUCCCUUGAGGCAUUGAGUCUUUCAGAAUUCAACGAAGUGAAAGCUUUUCCAGAGGGGUUAGGAAACCUCACUUCUCUUCAAGAACUUUCCAUUUCUUAUUGUAGAAAUCUAAAGCAUAUGUUUCCACUCAAAGCCCUAAAAUCCCUUUCUGAGUUAUGGAUGGGUCCUUUCUCCUCAGAGUUGGAGGAGCUCCCAGGACUUGAUUGCAUCCAUCUACUUAAUGCUUCCUUAAAAUAUUUAGAAUUGAAAGGAUGGGAAAAAGUAGAGUUUUUGCCAGAUCAGCUUCAGCAUCUCACUGCCCUCAAGUCAUUGACUAUAAAAGAAUUCAACGGAGUGGAAGUUCUACCAAACUGGUUAGGAAACCUCACUUCUCUUAUACAACUGAGGAUUAGAAAUUGUCGUAAUUUGAUGAGUAUGCCUCCUAUUGAAGCCAUGCAACACCUCUCCGAUUUACGAUUUCUUUUUAUAAAUGAAUGUCCCAAAUUAAAGGAAAGAUGCACCAGAGAUAGAGGAGCCGAAUGGUCCAAGAUUUCUCACAUUCCCGAAAUCAUAAUAGAUGGGGAAUAGGGAUGAGCACGAGGUUUGGAAGAGUAGGUUGAGCAGUUGAAGAAAUAAACAAGCCUUCUCCAAAUACUAUUCUAAUGGAUGUUCUCUGGAAAGCUUUCUCAUAUAAAGACACAAUGAGGAGAAAAAACAAGGGAUUGCACGGACACACAUUCUUUCAUGUUUAAGGUCAAUUCAAGUGUACUUGAAAGUUGAAACACCUUAAGAGUUCCACACAAAACGGCUGAUGUGCAAACUGAACCUUCAUUCUCUAGUGGCUCUCUUGUGUUGGAAAGCUUUGGAGGAUCUAAAAGAGGCUCAAAUAAUGUCUCCACAGUCUGAAUCUAAGCCAAAACUUUGUGUAGGUUUGUGUUUAUACAUUGCAAUCAUAUGUUGUUAAUAAAAUUUUAAUUUUCAG